Drosophila ficusphila is the source of this 2819-nucleotide messenger RNA. RefSeq names its product TRPL translocation defect protein 14 (gene Ttd14). Gene Ontology annotation, biological process: photoreceptor cell maintenance. Gene Ontology annotation, molecular function: phosphatidic acid binding; GTP binding; phosphatidylinositol binding. NCBI's taxonomy places the organism in Eukaryota, Metazoa, Arthropoda, Insecta, Diptera, Drosophilidae. The transcript is spliced from 9 exons. The coding region runs from base 515 to 1936 and encodes 473 amino acids. The record is from RefSeq and is a predicted model, not a curated record.
CACUGCAGGCCAACCAAAGUAUAAGACCGACCGCAGUCCGCACUCAUUUUUCAUACAAAUUCGUUCUUUUCUUGUGUAAUAAACGGAUGCGGUGUCAACUCGUAAAAAUGCAAUACCACCACAAAUCGCAUAAACUUUGAUAUCGCCCAAAUAAUCGGAUGUGGUACGGAAUCGAACAGUAGCGUCUAACGCUGCCGACUCGUUGGUCAAAUUCUAGAGUUCCUCCGUCGGCCUUUUGAGAGAAUCCCGCGCAAUCCUCUUUUUGAGAAUGAUUUCAAGGCGCCAGUGCAGCUUUUGAAUAGCAGAGCGCAAGACCCGGAACAAAGGGACUCCCAGGAUAACGGAAGCCAGGACACCUGAACACCAGCAAACCCCCGGGAACCGCAGGACUGCGAUUUCCCCAGGCAUAACCUUAAAAAGGCACGUGCAGCACGCGUAGAAGAGUUUUCCGCGUGCCAAUCGGCUCCUCUCAACGAAAACAAAAAAGUGAAAAAUUCCCGAAGACGAAGGCAUCAUGGCCACCCUCCUCAGCAACGGACAGCAGUCGGUUUUGGCCAGCAGUAAUGGUCAGGAGCAGCAGAAGGACGAACCAGAGCAGCAGCAGCAGCAGGUCGAGAUCAGGAAGUCCACCUCACCGAAACCAGGCGCCAUGCCCAGCUUGAAGCUCAACAGGAUGGGCUCGGUGUCGCCGAAAGAUAAACGAGUCUACAAAAUUGUCCUAACUGGCGGGCCCUGCGGCGGCAAGACGACGGGACAGUCCCGAUUGUGCACCUUCUUCGAGAACCUUGGAUGGAAGGUAUUCCGCGUGCCUGAAACGGCCACUGUUUUACUCAGUGGCGGCGUGAAGUUCUCCGAUCUGACCGAGAAAGAGGCCUACAAGUUCCAGGAGAAUUUGAUCCGCACCAUGGUGCAAAUUGAGAACACCUACUUCGAGCUCGGCAACUCGAGCACCCGCAACUGUCUGAUAAUCUGCGACCGCGGCGUUAUGGAUGCCAGUGCCUACAUAUCGAAGGAUAAGUGGGAGAAGAUGAUGGCGGGCAACAAGUGGAAUCCCGUGGAGAUGCGCGACAAUCGCUACAACCAAAUCCUUCACUUGGUCUCAGCAGCCAAUGGUGCCGAGGACUUUUACUCCACAGAGGACCACGCCUGCCGCUCAGAGGGCGUUGAUCUGGCUAGGGAGCUGGACUACAAAUCGGCGGCCGCCUGGGUGGGACAUCCCUAUUUCGAUGUGAUCGACAACUCCACCAACUUCGAGGCCAAGAUGAACCGCAUGAUUGAGUCUGUAUGCCAGAAAGUGGGAAUCGAUAUUGGCGAUCGUUUGCAGGCCACCUCACGCAAGCUGAAAUAUUUGGUUGCCCUCCUGCCGCCCGACAGCGAGUUUCCGCCCUUCCAGGACUUUGAAGUGGUGCACCAUUAUCUGCAAUCCGCCGGUCCCAAGGUGCAGGCUCGCCUUCGCAAGCGCGGCCAGAAGAACCACUGGAGCUACAUCCACACGCAGCGACGACCCAACGUCCACGGGCAGGCCCGCAUCGAGGUGAAGACUCAGCUGACGCAUCGCGACUACAUGAACCUGCUGGCCCAGCGCGACGAUGCCCACUUCACCAUCUACAAGAAGCGCCGUUGCUUCCUGAUUAACAACCAAUAUUUCCAGCUGGACAUUUACAAGGAGCCAGGCCACCCACGCUGCAAGGGAUUGGUGUUGUUGGAGACGUAUUCAUCGCUUACCGGCGAUGCCCUGAAGAACUGCAUGCCCAAGUUCCUGAAUAUUGUGAAGGAGGUUACCGGCGAUCCGGACUACUCCAUGUUCAAUCUGUCCCUCAAGGAGGACUGGAGCACCACCAAGAAGUUCUGCCGAUCGGCGACGCACGGUAAGCAGGACGAGCAGCCGCCAGUGCCGCCGAAGCAGUAUCAUCCCUACGACGAGAACAGCGACUAGGUCACGCGGCCGGGAGUCAACAUUAUGCAUAGCCAAAGAAUGUAGAACCAAAAGCUUGAACUUUCACUGCUGUACAUACCAUAAGCCUCUGCCUUUCGUAGCUCCUAUGCAUGCCACUCCUCCUGUUUCAACUUCUUUCCUAUUCAAAAUUUCGAAAUUUAUGGCACUCAUUUUGGAUCCUCUAGUUUUUAAUUUUCGCCUGACUGUUGUUUCUCUUUUGAUUUUGUAGUCAAGGGCGCCGCUAACGGAGUCUCGAGCACGCCGUUGCUCCUCAACGGUCAAUAGGCUUCUGAACUGUCCCUGAAUCUCUUUUGCACACGCAUAUUACACGGCAAAAGCAAGUUAUAAGAAACACCAAUGACCUGGCAACAAAAUGUACAAAAAAAAAAGAACUUAAAAACUGCAGGGAGGUCCCUCCAAUCUGUCUUUGGUUGGGCCUACUCCCAGUGCUCUGAUUUAUACCCCGGCCAAUUCCCAAACAAAAACACACUUACACCCACACACCCUGUUACUUAUUUGCGUACUUAGCCCCAGGAGGAUGAAGGAACCGUGAACGAGAGGCGUUUGUGUCGAGUCUAUAGUUUGUAGUGCAACCGCAACCGAAACCGGAGGUCAAGAGCCCCACCCGUACUUAAUUUUCUUGUCAUGUUUGCUCGUGUUAAUUUUGUAAGCCAUACCACUAGAAACAAUGUAAAUCCAUAGAUCCGCGAUAUCAUGUGACGUUUUUGUGUCUUUUGGAGAAAUUGUGAACCGAUACUUUUAACUCUAACUCUAAGCUUAAAGAAAAUAAGAUAACGACUACAAGACCACCAAAAACAUCGUUGAACUUUCUUAUUACGUGAGUUUAUUAAGGCCUAAAUAAAUAGUUGUGUUUGGGCUGAGA